AUGGCUUCCAAAGUAUUCAUUGUUACUGGCGCCAGCAAGGGCAUUGGCGCUGCCAUUGCUCAAUACCUUGUCAACCAAUCUCACAAGGUCGUGAUCACAGCUCGAUCAUCUGAGCCUCUGGAAGGAUUGAAGAAAUCGCAUCCUGACCAGGUUCAGUUUAUCGCUGGGGAUAUCGUUGAGCCUCAAAUGCCUACUAAGCUGGUAAACCUGGCUGUGUCUACCUUUGGCAAGGUUGACGGCCUUGUUGUUAACCACGGCAUGUUGAUACCCAACAAGUUCGCAGACACCUCUCUCGAAGAGUGGAAGAAGGUUUAUGAUAUCAACGUCUUCAGUGGUAUCGCCUUGGCACAAGCCGCAAUCCAAGAGCUACGCAAGUCCAAGGGGUGCAUCGUGUGGGUUUCAUCAGGAGCAGCAGCAAAGGAGUAUGCGGGAUGGUCAAGCUACGGUUCAUCAAAGGCUGCCUACAACUCCAUCUCUGGUCACAUUGCCAUUGAAGAGCCCGACAUCACAAGUGUUUCCAUUGCACCGGGUCGAGUGGACACCGAGAUGCAAGGCGUUAUUAGGUCAGGAGGCAAGGAAUCUAUGAACCAGGCACAGUACGAAUCAUUUGUCGAUGCCAAGGAGAAGGGCAUCCUGCUCAAGCCUGAACAACCUGGCAAUGUCAUGGCAAAGUUUGUCGCAGACCCGCUUAAGGAGCUGAGCGGAAAAUUCUUCUCUUGGAACUCACCAGAGGUUAAGGCGUACCAGGAAUAG
Molecule: messenger RNA, 753 nt
Organism: Fusarium pseudograminearum CS3096
Lineage: Eukaryota; Fungi; Ascomycota; Sordariomycetes; Hypocreales; Nectriaceae
Exons: 4
Coding region: 1-753 (250 amino acids)
Cellular component (GO): intracellular anatomical structure
Molecular function (GO): oxidoreductase activity, acting on NAD(P)H, oxygen as acceptor
Source: RefSeq, a predicted model, not a curated record